ACCGGAUCGCUGGCCAUGAGGACCCUGUGGAUGGCGCUGUGCGCGCUGGCGCAUCUGUGGCCCGGGGCCCURGCUGGCUGCGCCGAGGCGGGGCGCUGUUGCCCUGGUCGGGACCCCGCCUGCUUCGCCCGCGGCUGGAGGCUGGACAGGGUCUAUGGGACCUGCUUCUGCGACCAAGCUUGCCGCCUCACGGGGGACUGCUGCUUCGACUACGCCAGGGCGUGCCCAGCUCGCCCGUGCUUCGUGGGGGAGUGGAGCCCCUGGAGUGGCUGCGCGGACCAGUGCAAGCCGACCAUCCGCGUGCGCAGGCGCUCGGUGCGCCAGGAGCCCCAGAACGGAGGGGCGCCCUGCCCGCCCCUGGAGGAGAGAGCCGGCUGCCUGGAGUAUGCCACGCGGCAGGGCCAGGACUGCGCGCACGCCUUCGUCCCUGCCUUCAUAACUACCUCUGCCUUCAACAAGGAGAGAACAAGACAAGCUGCGUCUCCACAGUGGUCUACGCACACAGAGGAUGCCGGAUACUGUAUGGAGUUCAAGACAGAGUCCCUGACUCCUCACUGUGCUCUGGAGAACCGGCCCCUGACACGGUGGAUGCAGUAUCUCCGAGAGGGAUACACCGUGUGCGUGGACUGUCAGCCCCCGGCCAUGAAUUCUGUGAGCCUUCGUUGUUCUGGAGAUGGCCUGGACUCUGACGGAAAUCAGACUCUUCACUGGCAAGCAAUCGGCAAUCCUCGAUGUCAAGGAACUUGGAAAAAAGUCCGGCGAGUAGAYCACUGUUCUUGUCCAGCAGUUCACAGUUUCAUUUUUAUAUAGAUCAUCAUGUAACUGUUUCAAGAUGUGUUUGUAAGCAUGCUGAAUAUUGUUAGGUUGUGUGUAACACUUCAUAAAUUCUAAAAACUGUUGGACCCAAGUUCCUGAACACAUCAUUGCCAUCCACUGAAGUAUAGAAAAAAAAAUUAGAGGCUAAUUCUCAAGGAACAUUCUCAAGGAAUGUCUAUAUUUCUUACUUUUAUAAGUUGARGACUUAGAAAAGCUCCUGAGGUUUUAUGUCCUUGACCUUCCAUCCAGUCACAAAAUAUGUGUUGGUUUGCACUAGAAUUACUAUCCCAAGCUCCACUUUGGGGGAAGUUAUUAUUUAAGGGUAACUACACUUUGACUUGCAUCCUUUUCUCUCUAUUCCGUAUCUCUUAAAAGUUUCUCACUUUAAAAAAACAAUGUUAUAGAGCUGGGCACUGUGACACAGGUCUGAAAUCUCAGCAAUUUAGGSAGCUAAA
Molecule: messenger RNA, 1271 nt
Organism: Urocitellus parryii (Arctic ground squirrel)
Lineage: Eukaryota; Metazoa; Chordata; Mammalia; Rodentia; Sciuridae
Gene: Sbspon
Product: somatomedin B and thrombospondin type 1 domain containing
Source: RefSeq, a predicted model, not a curated record